AUGGAUCCAGCUCAGGUCUCAACACCACACAGUUCUCAAACCCUGCCUCUAUCUGCAUCAUCCUCCGACACAACCUCGUCAGCCUCCUCGUUCUUUUCCAAGGGUCAUCCCACCAGAUCUGGGAGCAAUGCGUCUUCGAUUGCCUCUUCUCCGGCUGUGAGAGAUUCUUUGGACAUGUAUAACUCUUCGAAAAGACAUUUGACCGACGUGAAGGAGGAGCCACUCGAGCUGCAGGACGCCGAGAUGAUGGAGGCAGCGGGCAGCCAGUCUGGAGAUGAGCAGAUAAAUGCCACCGUCCAAUCUCCAGCUCCCCUGUCAACAGCCAAUCUACCCUCAGUAGCUCAUUACGAUUUCAACGAGAAUGAGACGGCAGAAUCUCCAAUCUCUGCAGCUUCAUCCUUCAAGAAACGGAGGUCUGGCGAUUCUCCGGCAUCUGUUGUCGCCAAUCGAAUUGGAACACGAUUCCCCUCGUUUUCCAGACAGUGGAAGUCCAAAACUGGUGGGAGUCCAAAGCUGUCGAUCAUCACUCACACCGACACCACUCGUUCUCGAACAAACUCGGUCUCGUCGCAACUUGUCAGCCCUGCAUUGAGCGUCAUUUCAAAGCACGAGAGCCUCUUGUGUUCUUCGCCUGCGCAAGCUGGGCCAGAGGAAAGUUCGGCCGAGGCUGGUUCUGCGUUAGUCAACAUUGAAGAAGCGAACGCAUAUUUUGGGCAGGAUGAAGGACAAGCGACAACGCCCUUGCUGCCUCCAAUCAUGAUGGACAUCUCCCCGUUCAACAUGCCUGUUCAGUCGCCUUUACAGUCACCCACUGUAGCUGAAACUCCGACGUCAACAGGCUGUGCAACACCAUCUGGCACUCCGCAGUUGCCCUGUCUUCCUUCUCCCCCUUUGUCAACCAAGCCAUCAAUUGCCUCGAUCCGUCAACGAUCUCGAGCUGGCACGGUAGUACCCUCCUCAGAAAUCCCACCCUUACAGAUGCUUGGCGAGGGCGACGACGAUCAGUGGUCGGUAAAGCUUGGGCAUGCCAAUUUCACAAUUCAUCCUGAGCCUUACCUACCAAAAGUCUUUGACAUGGAGACAUUCAAGCAGCUGCGUGAGAAUUGGGAUCAAGCUCGGCAUAGCUACGCCAAGCACCUAGCGCGGACAGGGGAACAUUAUGGCACCACGUCCAAGACUUACCUGUUGACCGAGGAGAAAUGGGCCUCGAUUGAUGCUACAUGGCAGAAGAACACUGCCAAGAUGACUGAUGCCAUUGGCCCUCUCAUUGCUCGUUCUAGUAGCGGAGAGGCCGACGGUUCAGACUCGUCGUGCUCGACCAAUGUUCUUGAACAACCUCCUUCCAGAGUCAUUGUCCCCCGCAUUAAUGAUGCCACGGGCAAGUUCCCUGACAUGGGCGAUGAAGACAUUGUUGGGCCCAUGGCCGUCGGUCCGUCAAGAGCUGCAACCAUGCAACAAUUGCUUGAGCCGACAGUGCAAAAUCGCUUGUCCAAGAAAAGAAACUUUCUCAAGUUCUUCUCCGACUUUCUUGGCCGUGGAGUCGGUUCUGGUCUCCGCACGUAG
This is a messenger RNA of Endocarpon pusillum Z07020, 1563 nucleotides long. RefSeq lists its product as uncharacterized. Bases 1 to 1563 code for a protein of 520 amino acids. The record is from RefSeq and is a predicted model, not a curated record. The transcript has 2 exons. Lineage: Eukaryota; Fungi; Ascomycota; Eurotiomycetes; Verrucariales; Verrucariaceae.